GGCCGGUGCAGGCAGCGUUCAGCACCAUGGAGAACAGCGUGGUGCACAUCUACAAAGAGGACAGGUGUCCCUCGGGACAGCCGGAGGAGUGCAUCCCAAACUUCACCUGGCAACCCGGCUUAUCGGACGCCUUCAACUACACGCCCAACGGCACCUGGGACGCAGAACCCGAGCCCAUGUCCCCCAUCAUCCCCAUCAUAGUCGCGGUGUAUUCGGUGGUGUUUGUGGUGGGCUUGGCGGGGAAUUGUUUGGUCAUGUAUGUCAUCAUUAGAUACACUAAAAUGAAAACAGCCACCAACAUCUACAUCUUCAACCUGGCCGUGGCCGAUGCUCUGGUCACCACCACCAUGCCCUUCCAGAGCACUGACUACCUGCUCAGCUCCUGGCCCUUUGGCGAGGUGGCGUGCAAAGUGUUUAUCUCCAUCGAUUACUACAACAUGUUCACCAGCAUCUUCACGUUGACCAUGAUGAGCGUGGAUCGCUACGUGGCCGUGUGCCACCCCAUUAAGGCCCUGGAUUUCCGCACACCCGUCAAGGCCAAGAUCAUCAAUGUGAUCAUCUGGGUGCUGUCGUCUGCUGCUGGGAUCCCUGCCAUGAUACUUGGCAGCACCAAGACCAAUAACGGGACUACAGAGUGCGCCCUACAGUUCCCUGAACCCUACAUCUACUGGGACACCCUGAUGAAGAUCUGUGUCUUCAUCUUUGCCUUUGUGGCACCUGUCAUCAUCAUCACUGUCUGCUACACGUUGAUGGUCUUGCGGCUGAAGAGCGUGCGCCUGCUGUCGGGCUCACGUGAGAAGGACCGCAACCUCCGCCGGAUCACUCGUCUGGUGCUGGUGGUGGUUGCCGUCUUUGUGGUGUGCUGGACGCCCAUCCACAUCUUCAUCCUAGUCAAGGCGCUUUCCAGCAACGUACCCGAGACCACUGCCAUCAUGGCCGCCUACUUCUUCUGUGUGGCUCUGGGCUACACCAACAGCAGCCUCAACCCCAUCCUCUACGCUUUCCUGGACGAGAACUUCAAGAGAUGCUUCAGGGACUUCUGCUGCCCCGGCGCCCAAGGACACGCAGACUGUCAAGGUGUGAGCCGGGUGAGGAGCACCUUGCGGGACCACUCAUGUCCCACAGAAGCACGGGGAGAUAUGAGGCAGGCCAGGCCCGUAUGACUAGCCAUGGACAUGUCCUCUUUGCCUUAUCAGGGCUGGGAGGACUCCAAUGACCUGGGAUUGACUCAAAUCACCACUGCCAUCUGAGGGAAAGUCUAAACAGAGGAAUAAUUGUGAUUUAUUCGUCCAAUAGGUUGGUCAGAGAAUCCAAAAGCUUAAAGGAUAAUCUGGUGAUAUUUUUAUUGGGAGAUGGACUUACAAGUUGUUUUUAGUCUUUGUGGCAUUUGUUCACAUUAAGAAAAUAUAACACCAAGUUUAUCCUUUAAAAUUAAGUUUAGAAUAAAAGCCUCUGAGACGGUGAUUGUCCACAUGCGAAGAUGACAGUACUGCUAGAUACUAGUAUUUCAUAGUACAUGAAAUCCCUUCUGAAGAAAAUGAACCUCGAUGUAUUAAAAUUUAUCAUUUUUCACAGCGCUGAUAUCAAAAGAUGAUGAAACACGAG
Messenger RNA from Scatophagus argus, 1605 nucleotides. RefSeq names its product opioid receptor, kappa 1 (gene oprk1). Gene Ontology annotation, biological process: G protein-coupled opioid receptor signaling pathway; neuropeptide signaling pathway; sensory perception of pain. Gene Ontology annotation, cellular component: membrane; neuron projection. The transcript has 3 exons. NCBI's taxonomy places the organism in Eukaryota, Metazoa, Chordata, Actinopteri, Scatophagidae. The record is from RefSeq and is a predicted model, not a curated record. The coding region runs from base 27 to 1163 and encodes 378 amino acids. Gene Ontology annotation, molecular function: neuropeptide binding; dynorphin receptor activity.